UCUUAUUUUUAUCGGCUCAUAAAUAUCGUAUAUAAAUAUACAUACUCGUUACUUGUAUGACAUUUCAUGCGAACUAUACGAUAAAGACAAGACAAUGAUAGUACUAAUAUUGUACAUAAUUUUAUUGUUAAUUGUGACAGUUUGUGAAAAUGACGCAGCAAGAAUAUUGGCAGUGUAUCCGUCGCCAUCUAUCAGUCAUCAAAUAGUGUUUCGACCUUUGACUCUCGAACUGAUCAAAAGAGGCCAUAGUGUGGUAGUUUUGACUACGGAUCCGAUAUAUCAUAAAAGCGAAACACCUGUCAAUCUUACGGAAAUCGAUGUCCAUGAUGUUUCUUAUGAUAUUUAUCGUAAAGAAAUGCGUUCGUCAAACAUUAUACAAGGAAGAAGUAAUGACAUCGUUCCACAAUUGAGGGCUAUAUAUGCAACGAGGUUGAAUUUAAUUGAAAAACAACUGGAAAAUAAAGAAGUAAAACAAAUAUUAAGUGGCAAAAAGAAGUUUGAUCUUCUGAUUCACGAAGCAUUGUGUACAUCGGCUUUAAUAUUUUCCCAUGUACUAAAAGUACCUGUGAUUCAAAUAAGCUCACUCGGAAUUAUUCCCGACGUCCCUAAUAUUGUCGGGCUACCAGUUCACCCGUUGUUGUAUCCUUAUCCGGUCCAACAGAAAAUUUACAAUAUGACAAUUUGGGACAAAUUGAAGCAAUUAUAUAUUUCUUAUGAAUUACAAAAAAUAGCACUAAACUAUGAAACUGACUCUGACGCUAUACUGCAAAGAGUAAUUGGUGCAAAAGUACCAAAACUGAGUGAGUUAAAGAAAAAUGUUGAGUUAGUGUUUUUAAACGUUCAUACGUUUUGGGAAAUGAAUCGUCCAGUGCCACCAAAUAUUAUAUAUUUGGGAGGUUUACAUCAGAAACCUGAAAGAGAAUUGCCUGAAGAUAUCAGAUCAUACCUCGAAUCCUCUACACACGGAGUAAUUUAUGUGAGUUUUGGUACUAACGUCGAUCCGACUUUGCUGCCUCCGUAUAAAAUUCAGACAUUAAUAAACGUCUUCUCCAAACUACCAUAUGAUAUAUUAUGGAAAUGGAGCAAGGACGAAUUGCCCGGGCGCAGUGAAAAUAUCAAAAUCACAAAGUGGUUGCCACAAGCUGACUUUCUGAGGCAUCCUAAAAUCAAGAUAUUUAUCACUCAAGGAGGUUUGCAGUCAACCGAUGAAGCUAUCACAGGCGGAGUUCCUUUGAUCGGUAUACCUAUGUUCGCAGAUCAGUGGUAUAAUGUAGAACAGUAUGUACACCAUGGUAUUGGUGUGCGAGUAGAUAUGGAGACUAUUGAUGAAGAGAAAUUCAGAAACGCUAUCAAUGAAAUACUAAAUAACGACAGUUAUCGGCGAAACAUCGUACGCAUGAAGAGAAUAAUUGACGACCAGCCUCAAACUCCAUUAGAACGAGCCGUAUUUUGGACGGAGUAUGUGCUACGACAUGGUGGAGCUAAACACCUCCGCUCACCUGCUGCAAACAUGUCCUGGACAGAAUACCUAGAGUUAGAACUGGUGUUCUACUUACUAAUAUCAUUUUUGACUCUAUUAUCGGUUAUAAUUUUUAUGAAAUAUAAAUUAGUAAAAUCGUUAAAGUUCGGCAGCAAAUUAAAGUAUAGUUAAUUAAUUAGUCAAAAUAUUUAACUUUAAGUAACUCCGAGAUACCUGUAAUAAAACCUGUUAAUGUAUA
Diatraea saccharalis (sugarcane borer) is the source of this 1718-nucleotide messenger RNA. The record is from the annotation of a GenBank genome assembly. Lineage: Eukaryota; Metazoa; Arthropoda; Insecta; Lepidoptera; Crambidae.